AUGAUUUACCGAUUUGGUAUAAUAUUCCUCAUUGGGGUUUGCGUAUCCUAUACAACAGCGUUACCGCCAUGCGUGUGCACGAGGAAUAUGAAACCAGUUUGUGGCUCCGACGGAGAGACUUACAGCAACGAAUGUAUGCUUCGAUGCCAGAAGGAAACAAAACCAGACUUAACUCUCGUCAGACCCGGAGCGUGUGACGAAGAACCAAUAUGCUUUUGCACUUUUGAGUUUAACCCUAUAUGUGGAACAAACGGCGUAACAUACUCUAAUGAAUGCUCGUUGAAAUGUGAAAGACAGAAGGUUGAUAUCGCAUAUAGAGGAGAAUGUAGACAAAAGCGAGAACAGCCAUGCAUUUGCUCUAGACAUAAAUCUCCAGUGUGCGCUUCCAAUGGCAACACUUACAGUAAUGAGUGCAUGAUGCGGUGCGCAGACGCCGAUCUUACGGUAGUCAAGCAUAAAUCAUGCGAUUCU
Brenthis ino (lesser marbled fritillary) is the source of this 471-nucleotide messenger RNA. NCBI's taxonomy places the organism in Eukaryota, Metazoa, Arthropoda, Insecta, Lepidoptera, Nymphalidae. The record is from the annotation of a GenBank genome assembly.